Molecule: messenger RNA, 1745 nt
Organism: Drosophila ananassae
Lineage: Eukaryota; Metazoa; Arthropoda; Insecta; Diptera; Drosophilidae
Product: fatty-acid amide hydrolase 2-A
Exons: 5
Coding region: 37-1665 (542 amino acids)
Source: RefSeq, a predicted model, not a curated record
CCAAUCAAAAAUUGCACCUCUGCGGAACGAUCUACAAUGGAAAUAUUUCUUCGUCUGCUCCUGAUAGUCGUAAAGGUGUUAUCCUGGAUCAUCAGCCCGAUUCUGGAUAAGUUCGUGUAUCCCCAGAAACCCAAAAGAACCCAAGUUCCUCCGAUCAAAAAUCCACUUCUCCUUUUGAGUAUCCAGGAGCUGCGCAGUCGUCUUCGGUCACGUCAGUUGACUUCUGUGGAGCUGGUGAAGGCAUACAUCGACCGAAUCGAGAGCGUUAAUUCGCAUUUAAAUGCGCUGAUUGAGUCCCGUUUCCCGGCUGCUCUGAAGGAGGCCCAACAUGCCGAUGACCUAAUAGCCGGAUGCGCAUCUCCAGAGGCGGUGGAGAAGCUUUUCGAAGAGCGUCCCCUGCUGGGACUGCCCAUGACCGUCAAGGAGUCAUGUGCCCUCGAAGGAAUGACCUUUUCUGUGGGCAGUCUCUUCCGGAAAAAUGUAAAAGCCAAUGCGGAUGGCGAGGCGGUGAAAAAAUUAAGAACUGCCGGAGCUAUUCCUCUUCUGGUCUCUGCAACUCCCGAGUAUUGUUUUAGCAUCGAAACGGAUACCUUCUUGAACGGACGAUCCAUCAACCCGUACGACUUUGAGAGGACUCCGGGGGGCAGCUCUGGCGGUGAGGGCUCUCUCAAUGGCGCUGGAGCCUCUUUGUUUGGAAUUGGGUCGGAUAUUGGAGGAUCCAUUCGUAUUCCCAGCCAGUACUGUGGCAUCUUUGGACACAAGCCCUCCGGCGGAGUGGUGUCCGUUAAGGGACACUUUCCCGACUCCUCCGAUCCGGGUAUCGAACACUAUCUGGUGGAGGGACCAAUGACCCGGUUCGCCGUGGAUCUCAACGAUCUACUUCGAGUGAUGGCGGGCCAGGAAAACUCCAAAAAGUUGCGCCUAACCGAACCUGUCCAACUGAACAAAAUAAAAGUGCACUAUGCACUGGGUUUCGACGGCCUGAACGGACUCAUUCACAUGCCUGUUGAUGAGAGCAUUCGGAAUGCCAUUUGCAGAGCAGCCACUCACCUGAAGACCCUCGGCCUGGAGGUGACUCAGUCCCAGUUGCCCAAUCUCAGCAACUCGGUGGAAAUGGCUCUAUCGGGAAUCGCUGGACAAGAUGGAAUGGUCUACCUGCUGGAAGGACCUGAGGAGUCGGGUAAAGUGCGGCAGACCCUUUGGGAGAUAUUACGCAGUCUGGUGGGUCAGUCCAGUUACACAACCAACGCUCUGAUGUUCGAGUUGUUGCGUCGAACCAACGCCUUCAUGACCAGAGCAAAGGUGAAUCAGUAUCUGGAAGAGUCACGGCUCCGCAUCGGAGAGUUCAGCAAACUUCUCGGCGAUAAUGGCGUGCUGCUGUUCCCCACCUUGAACUUGCCGGCUCCCAGGCACAAGUGGUCAGUAUUUUCCCUCUGGGGCGUCGACUACACCCUGAUCUUCAAUGUGCUGGGUCUUCCGGUUACCCAUGUGCCCAUGGGUCUGGACGAACGUGGACUUCCGUACGGGUUUUCCGUCAUUGCGGGUCCAAACCAGGACAGGUUGUGCCUUCGAGUCGCCGUAGAGCUAGAAAGGGCUUUUGGCGGUUGGAAGCCACCUGUUCCACACGAGAUUAAUGAAUUAAAAGAUAUUGUUUACCCGUUUUAAAAAAAAUAAUGAAAACAACCCACAUUUAUUAAUCAUUUGCUAUUUAAAAUUUUACAAAAUUAAAAAGUUUUUUAAAAACA